AUGCAUGCUAGUCAGAAAUUUCAAGGUGCUAAACCACCUCGCAUUCCAACUCGAUCUGGUAUUGUUCAACAACCAACACAAGUUGCACCAAUUAAACGAUUAGCAAAUAAUACACCAGUAACAAAAACAAGAGCCUCAACUAUGGUCAAAUCACAAUCUGCAUACAAUAUACCAAGAGCAUCGACUGUAACAGUCACUGCUCCAGUUGUAUCACAAAUGAAAAAAUCAAUUAGUGAACAAGAUCUUGUUAAUGUUGUACCUCGAACACAAAAAUCUCGAUUUGGCUUUGUUAAAAAACCUGCCGAAUUAGCCGGUUUGACUUUUAACUUCUAUCAAUCAUUUCUAUUUUAUAGUUUUUUAGCUGUUCGAGAAGAUCCACCACAUGUCUCACCAGUAAAACCUGUUGCUUCAUCACGUAUUAGUGGUGCUUGGAAAAAAAAUGGUGAUGAUUUAGUUGAUGAACGUGAUCGACGUGAACUUAUUCUUGCUGAAAAUGAACUUCUACAAAUAGUCUUUACUAAUCAAUUAUUUAAUGAAAUUGUUCAAUCAAAUCGACAAUUGCAAACAGCUCGUUUUGGUAAAUUACAUCGUGCUGCAUAUCGAAUAAUUAAUGAUAUUAAUAAUUUACAAGAAACAAGAAAAAAAGCUGUUGUAGAUAAAAUCGUUGGAAAUAUUAUUAAAACAUUAGGUGAAACAUUAAGUAAAAUUGUUCGUUUAUUUAAUGAUUAUGAUCAAAAACAACAAACACUUGAUAUUUGUCUUUCAAAUAAACUCGAUCGACUUAAUAUUCAAUCUGUAGUGAAUGAUGUAACAGAUGAAAAUAAAGAAAAUUGGAAUCGUACAUGUGAUCAUCUUCUUGAAUUAAUUGAAGCAAAUGAAUUAGCACAAAUGAAUACAAUGGAUUUAGAAACUUAUUCAAAAUUAAUACAUGAACUUGACUCAACUAUUGAUUCAUAUAAACAUACCAUUGCAAAUCAUAAACAUGUAGUAUCCUCAAGUGAAAAAGCUAUGUUACAAGUGUGUGUUCGUCUUAUUGAUCAAUAUAACAAAAACAAAAAAUGA
This is a messenger RNA of Rotaria sp. Silwood2, 1062 nucleotides long. The record is from the annotation of a GenBank genome assembly. NCBI's taxonomy places the organism in Eukaryota, Metazoa, Rotifera, Eurotatoria, Philodinida, Philodinidae.